GCCAGAACCAUACUGGGUCAAACCAGGCUUGGGUGCGCUGGCACAACCGAUACUGUACUGAGGGGAUGCAUUCGUCCAACAUGUAUAACUGCGCUGCUCCAUGCCGCGCGAUGCGGAUCUUGAUGGCACUCGCCGGGUCUAUUCUACCUAGUAUUCCAUUCGCCACGGGUGUUUCGCGCGAUCAUCAAACAUUUCCCUCGCUCUCCACUUGGAGACACUUGUUUGCGCGAAAGCACGCAGUUGCGACGCCGUCGCCAACAACUUGUGUUGACUCUGCAGGGGGGGCUACGAACAGAUUUGGCAAAGGGUGUGAAGCUUAUUCGCACGAUUACGAAAACCCUUUUUCAGGCAUCUGCUUCGACCCGUACUAUGACGAUUCGGAUUUCACGUCUGGUUCAAUGUGCUGCGUGUGUCCAGAGGAGUGCCCCGACCUGCCACGCAUACGUCUCGAAGAUAACUGUGAGGAUUGGGUUUCCUUCUCGGACGCCAACACCGAUGGGGAAAACCCAGGAAGAUCACAUCAUUCGAAUCUUGGUGGGCUGGGCCCGCAGUUUCACAUGCCGAAUGAGCUUAGAUAUUAUGGCAUUGGACGGACCGCAGAUGGGUCCCCCUUGGACGUCACCUUCACUAAUACAAGCCUGUAUGUUCCGAGGAACACGGAUUGGAACAGCAUUUUUGGCGCCAUGGCGACUGUGAAUCUCCUAACCGGCGAGUCUGUGACUCUCAAAGGGGAGUUUGUGCGAAAUCAUUCUUUCUGCCCUGAGUUCCCAGUCCGGCCAAAGAUCACGUUUUGUGACGUUGACCACUUCAAGGAUGGGGAGAAUGAGGUUGUGUUACUCGACGGCAUUAGCGCCGUCUACACGGUCGACGGCGACAUCGACUUCGACAUGGAGUUGUACGAAUACGAUACCAUCACCAGCAACAACCCAGCUCUGCUGGCUUACAACACGACCUCGGUCCAGACGCCGAUCCCUGGUAGGAGCUCCAGGAUGUACGUCGCCAAUUCUGGGGGCAAGUUCGGGAUCAAGGUGACCUCGUCGAUGUUCGGGCACGGCUGCGACAACCCAGCGGACCCGAACAACCUGACCAACAUCACCUGCCCAACCGCGUCGUCCGUCACCGUGGAUCAGGCGAAGCGAUGCUUCAUGGUUGAGUUCGCUAACACAUCCGAGUUCGUCGUCGGGUUCAAGAUCUUGACGGACGCGCCGCCCUUUUACACCCAGCAGUGGGGCCGCAACUUUGCCAUGUCCGGGACGUCCAACUACUUCGUCGACGAGGAUAGCGUCGCCUGCUUCACGACAGGGUCACCGACGCCUGCCCCGACUGCUGCACCGACAAGUGCACCCACAGCUGCACCAACAUCGGCACCGACAGCUUCACCGACAGCGUCACCGACUGCUGCCCCGACGGCUGCACCCACAGCUUCACCGACAGCGGCACCGACAGCUUCACCAACAGCGUCACCGACUGCUGCCCCGACGGCUGCACCGACAAGUGCACCCACAGAUGCACCGACGUCGGCACCGACAGCUUCACCGACAGCAUCACCGACUGCUGCACCGACAGCGUCACCGACUGCUGACCCGACGGCUGCACCGACAAGUGCACCCACAGGUUCACCGACAGCUUCACCGACAGCGUCACCGACAGCGUCACCGACUGCUGACCCGACGGCUGCACCAACAAGUGCACCGACAGGAUCACCGACAGCUUCACCGACAGCGUCACCGACAGCUGCACCGACAGCGGCACCAACAAGUGCACCCACAGCUGCACCGACAGCGGCACCGACAGCUUCACCGACAGCGUCACCGACUGCUGCCCCGACGGCUGCACCAACUGGUGCACCCACAGCUUCACCGACAGCGUCACCGACAGCUUCACCGACAGCGUCACCGACUGCUGACCCGACUGCUGCACCGACAUCGGCACCAACAGUUGCACCGACGUCGGCACCGACAGCUUCACCGACAUCGUCACCGACUGCUACCCCCACGUCUGCACCGACAAGCGCACCGACAGCUGCACCGACAUCGGCACCGACAGCUUCACCGACCGCGUCACCGACUGCUGCCCCGACGGCUGCACCGACAAGUGCACCCACAGGUGCACCGACAAGGGCACCGACAUCUUCACCGACAGCGUCACCGACUACUACCCCCACGGCGGCACCGACAAGUGCACCCACAGCUGCACCGACGACGGCACCGACAGCUUCACCGACAGCAUCACCUUCUGCUCCCCCGUCGGCUUCCCCAACCGCUGCACCGACAGAAAUGCGGGUGAGCGCGUCUGGCGACCCACACCUGGUCAACGUGCAGG
This is a messenger RNA of Prorocentrum cordatum, 2322 nucleotides long. The record is from the annotation of a GenBank genome assembly. NCBI's taxonomy places the organism in Eukaryota, Dinophyceae, Prorocentrales, Prorocentraceae.